AUGUCUUCCACUCCAUCGUCGGCUGGUCCUUCGGCUCCUCCCCCAGUGUGUUUGGUACGCGAUGAAUAUUCCGCUGCAGAUGCGGCUCGGCUUCGCCUCGCUCCUCCUAGGAUUAUACCUAGUAUCUCUAUGCCAAACCUUCGCAGAGCGCAAUCUAAUACGACAGAACACCGACGGAGAGCGAAGAGUAGAGAGUUCGAUUUAUCUUCGCUCACUCUGAAUGAGAUUCCUACAGAGUUCUCAGAAUCAGGCUUUCAUGCUGUUGUAAUUGACGACGAGGCGGUCUCCUCACUGUCGUUGUCGGAUGACAAGGAUGUCUACCGGUGGGCUGUUCUAUACGAGAAUCAGAGAGGCGCGUUCGUUUUCUCGACCGCGUACUAUUCUCCGAUGUCUCUGUUGCCUCUCGACCCACCGCCCUUCACGAUACCGACAACAUCGGGAUCCAUGCGCAAAGACCAACCUACCGUCUCCCUCACAGACUAUCCUCUUCCGGACGGGACGUGGCGCUGGGUCUCCAGGGAAUGGAUGAUUGACAUGCGCGGUGACGGUCAAGUGCAAUAUGACGGCUUUGAGUACGCUUGGUCCUUCCGGAGCAAGAAGUGGCGACCAACUGUGGGGAUCCUCAGCUCUGGGGGAUGGGUGCGGAGGAGAAGAUGGGUCAGACUGAUGGUGCGCCCUGCCAAGAGUCUACGAACUGGAGUCGAGAAUGCGGGGCAUCCCAUCAAUCAAUCAGACCUUCUACAGCUGGCACAUAUCGAGGCUGGAGCCACUCGUCCACCGUCAGUCGCUACUUCCUUGACCGAAGAUGCUCAGACUGCUGGCGAUGUAGUGUGGAGAGGUGAUGAGGACGAUUGGGUGCGCUGUCAUGCCGCGCUGAAGGCCCUUGGUCGUGACGGCAGACGACUUGAGCUGUGGCAACGGUGGCUCGGUCUUCCUGUCCUUCCUGUCCUUCCUUCUAUAGAAUUGGACGCCUCUAGCGAAGGUUCCGGGAAGGAGCAGGCGAAGCAACUACAAUCAAAUGAAGAUGACUCUCUUAUUCAACCGAUCGAGGUUUCUGACGAUGCCUUCAUCGAUGAAAUUGCCAAUGGGGUGGGCGCUAGUCCUGAAGUUGCACCCCUAGAUUAUCUGGCCAAAGUCUUACGGGCGCACGGCGCCGACAUUUUGAAGUCAUUCGUCUAUCCAGAUUCACGCGCACGGUGGCUUACAAUACUUGAAAAAGCUGGUGUUGUGGAGGAGGUCUAUUGUGGGCUGAGUGUUUCUGACAGCAGAAUGACUUUGGAUUUUUGGAGUUACGCGCCUUGA
This is a messenger RNA of Sparassis crispa, 1302 nucleotides long. RefSeq lists its product as hypothetical. The transcript is spliced from 3 exons. The record is from RefSeq and is a predicted model, not a curated record. Bases 1 to 1302 code for a protein of 433 amino acids. Lineage: Eukaryota; Fungi; Basidiomycota; Agaricomycetes; Polyporales; Sparassidaceae.